GAAGCAGCCGAUGGGGGAGUUCCCGCACGACCUGGAGGGGGACGAGCUGGAGGACGACACCCCGCGGCGGAAAAACAAGGCCAAGAGCAAGGCCUAUGGCAUCGGGGGCAUGCGGAAGAGGCAGGAUGCCACCACGCUGGAGGACCGGGACAAACCUUACGUGUGCGACAUCUGCGGGAAGCGCUACAAGAACCGCCCGGGGCUCAGCUACCACUACACGCACACGCACCUGGCCGAGGAGGAGGGCGAGGAGAACGCCGAGCGCCACGCGCUGCCCUUCCACCGCAAGAACAACCACAAGCGUGAGCUGAGCGGGGCCGCAGGGGGAGGUCCCUGCCCCAUCCCCGGGGGUCUCUACCCCAUCUUGGGGGAGUUUCUGGGGGUCCCAGUCCCAUCUUUGAGAUUUCUGCCCCAUCCAGGGUGUCCCCAGGAGGUCCCUGCCCCAUCUUGGAGGGGUUCCUGGAGGUCCCAGCCCCAUCCUUGAGAUCCCUGCCCCAUCCAGGAGGUCCCUGCCCCAUCUUGGAGGGGUUCCUCAGGUUCCCAGCCCCUCCCAAGGGUCUCUGCCCUAUUCCUGCGCCCUCUGCCCCAUCCUGGGGGUCUCUGACCUAUCUUGGGGAGUCCCAGGGGUCUGUGCCCCAUCCCUACGGUCCCUGCCCUGCUCCGGAGGAUCCCUGCCCUGCCCGGGUGGGGCUCCAGGGGAUCCCUGCCCCAUCCU
Messenger RNA from Struthio camelus australis, 715 nucleotides. Lineage: Eukaryota; Metazoa; Chordata; Aves; Struthioniformes; Struthionidae. The record is from RefSeq and is a predicted model, not a curated record.